GUACACCAGCAGAUGUGCCAGCAAACCCUACACCUUUCUGUGGCACUUAUAGACGAGAUCCUAAAUAGAGUGAAGAUCUCCUUGGCUGUACUCCAGCUCCUUGGCAUCACUUGUGUUCUCAUAGCGGCCAAAUAUGUAGAGCGCUUUCCUCCUGAGAUCACCAGCCUCUGUAACUUGACGGACAACACCUAUGAGCCACAACAGGUCCUGGACAUGGAGAAGUUCAUCCUGAAGGAGCUGAAGUUUGACCUUAACUUCUGUGAGCCAAUCAUGUUUCUCGACAGAUUCUUGGAGGUAGAAAAGGAGGAUAAGGAGGUACUGUGUAUAUUGUUUGGGCUGGUUAUGCCAUUUAUUGCCCAAUGA
Messenger RNA from Mizuhopecten yessoensis (Yesso scallop), 363 nucleotides. RefSeq names its product G2/mitotic-specific cyclin-B2-like. Gene Ontology annotation, molecular function: cyclin-dependent protein serine/threonine kinase regulator activity. The transcript is spliced from 2 exons. Lineage: Eukaryota; Metazoa; Mollusca; Bivalvia; Pectinida; Pectinidae. Gene Ontology annotation, cellular component: nucleus; centrosome; cyclin-dependent protein kinase holoenzyme complex. The annotation marks the transcript as partial. The record is from RefSeq and is a predicted model, not a curated record. Gene Ontology annotation, biological process: mitotic cell cycle phase transition; regulation of cyclin-dependent protein serine/threonine kinase activity.